Molecule: messenger RNA, 474 nt
Organism: Ostertagia ostertagi
Lineage: Eukaryota; Metazoa; Nematoda; Chromadorea; Rhabditida; Trichostrongylidae
Source: the annotation of a GenBank genome assembly
AUGUUGAAAGUCGUGCUCCUUUGCUUCGAUUUGAAGCCACUGGAAAAGAUCAGCCGAUACAACCAAACUCCGUCCACUUUUCCCUUCAAAUGGGCAUCCAUUGAGCUAUGGGUGAAGGAAAUGAGCACUUGCAAAUCAAAAUGUGGUGGACCCGGCUACGCUAGCCCGAAGGAGGCGAUAAUGGGCCCAAGAGAGAAGGUACUGUUCACAGCUUGUGCCCAUACGAAGGGAACGACGGAAGAUAUGUUGGUUGCCAUAGAUGUCGACCCAAACAGUGCCACCUUUUGUGAGGUGCUCUCCCGAGUUGUGUUUCCUUAUAAGGGUGAUGAAGUGCACCAUUCCGGCUGGAACGCCUGCUCUUCAUGUCACGAUAAUCCUUCUGCCAAAAGGAGUCAUCUGGUGCUACCUUGCCUGAAUUCGGAUCGCAUCUACGUCGUGAAUGUCACUGACGCAAACAAUAUUCCGCUUAGAAAA